This is a messenger RNA of Aspergillus mulundensis, 1122 nucleotides long. Its product is annotated as endo-1,4-beta-xylanase. The transcript has 8 exons. Lineage: Eukaryota; Fungi; Ascomycota; Eurotiomycetes; Eurotiales; Aspergillaceae. Gene Ontology annotation, biological process: carbohydrate metabolic process. The record is from RefSeq and is a predicted model, not a curated record. Bases 1 to 1122 code for a protein of 373 amino acids. Gene Ontology annotation, molecular function: hydrolase activity, hydrolyzing O-glycosyl compounds.
AUGGUCCACCUCAAAUCCCUCGCCUCAGCCGCCCUCCUGGCCUCCCUCGCCUCCGCCGGCGUCUGCCGCCCGCGCCACUCCAAGAACGCCAGCGCAAGCACCACCGCCGCCGUCAUCGCAAGCAUCACCUCGAGCACCAGUGCCGUCACCACUGCGACUGCCACCCCGACUAGCAGUUCGAGCUCGAUCGCCAGCUCCAGCGCCAGCUCCGCCAGCGCCAGCCCAAGCCUCGCCGCCAGCUCCGUCUCCAGCGCAAGCGUUGCCGCAGCAAGCACCCUCAACGACCUCUUUGUCGCGGCCGGCAAGCAGUACUUCGGCACGGCGUCCGAUAAGACUCUGCUGGAGAACGCGCAGAACGAGGCGAUUGUGCGGGAGCAGUUUGGGGUGCUGACGCCGGAGAAUAGUAUGAAGUGGGAUUCGAUUGAGCCGUCGCAGGGCAGCUUUAGCUGGACUGGGGCUGAUUAUCUGGUCGACUAUGCGACGCAGAACAACAAGAAGAUUCGCGGCCAUACCCUGGUCUGGUACUCCCAGCUCCCCUCCUGGGUCUCCUCCAUCACCGACGCAUCGACCCUCGAAUCCGCAAUGAAGAACCACAUCACCGAAGUGGUCGGCCGGUACAAGGGCAAGAUCAUGCACUGGGACGUCGUCAACGAGAUCUUCAACGAAGACGGCACGUUCCGCUCCAGCGUCUUCUACAACCUCCUCGGCGAGGACUUUGUGCGCAUUGCCUUUGAGACCGCGCGCGCUGCGGACCCGGACGCGAAGCUCUAUAUCAAUGAUUACAACCUCGACUCGGCCAGCUACGCCAAGACGCAGGCGAUGGCGUCGUACGUGAAGAAGUGGAUUUCGGAGGGUGUGCCGAUUGACGGGAUUGCACUCUCUUCGCUCGCGGACUCGGGCGUCUCCGAGGUCGCCAUCACCGAGCUGGAUAUUGCGGGCGCCGCGGCGUCGGAUUACCUGAAUCUGCUCAACGCCUGUCUCGAAGAGGAAAAGUGCGUCGGGAUCACGGUGUGGGGUGUCUCGGAUAAGGACUCGUGGCGCUCGAGCCUCACCCCCUUGCUGUAUGACGCCAACUACCAGCCCAAGGACGCUUAUACUGCGAUCAUCGAUGCUCUGUCGUAG